AUGGCUGAAAAUUCACCGAAAUGCAUGAUUGCAACAGCAGGCCUAGCUGCGAAGGCCCUUGCUCUGACGGCGCUUGCCCUCGCCUACCUCGCGGCAGCUGCGGAGGCCCAGACGCCGUGCGGCGGGCCGCAGUGCGGCGGGCCGCAGUGCGGCUGGCAAGCCGGCGGCUCCGUGUGUGGCGACGGUCGUUGCUGCAGCAUGUAUGGCUACUGCGGGUCCGGCCCAGGGUAUUGCGGCCUCAACUGUCAGAGCAACUGCCAUGAGGGUCUCGCCGCCGCCACACCGGUGAAGGCGGACCCACAGUGCGGUGUCCAGGCCGGCGGUGCAGUGUGCGCCAAUGGCCUCUGCUGCAGCCAGUUCGGGUUUUGUGGGCUCGGCAUCAAAUACUGUGGUGUCGGCUGUCAGAAGACUAAGGCCAAGGCGGUGCCACAAUGUGGUGUCCAAGCUGGCGGCGCCGUGUGCCCCAACGGCCUUUGCUGUAGCCAAUUCGGCUUUUGUGGGCUCGGUGCCCAGUAUUGCGGGGUCGGAUGCCAAAGCCAGUGCUCUAGUGGUGCCCCCCUCGCCGCAGAGGUGAAGGCAGGUGAGUGCGGUGUCCAGGCUGGAGGCGCCCCGUGCCAUCCUCCCAACUGCUGCAGCCAAUAUGGGUUCUGCGGGCAAGGCCCUGAGUACUGUGGUGCCGGCUGCCAGAGCCAGUGCCCGGGGCCAUAA
Molecule: messenger RNA, 708 nt
Organism: Panicum virgatum (switchgrass)
Lineage: Eukaryota; Viridiplantae; Streptophyta; Magnoliopsida; Poales; Poaceae
Product: agglutinin isolectin 1-like
Exons: 2
Coding region: 1-708 (235 amino acids)
Molecular function (GO): chitin binding
Source: RefSeq, a predicted model, not a curated record